Messenger RNA from Anopheles darlingi, 1825 nucleotides. It is a transcript of the gene fzy, whose product is annotated as cell division cycle protein 20 homolog. Gene Ontology annotation, cellular component: anaphase-promoting complex. The transcript has a single exon. Gene Ontology annotation, biological process: positive regulation of anaphase-promoting complex-dependent catabolic process; positive regulation of ubiquitin protein ligase activity; anaphase-promoting complex-dependent catabolic process. Lineage: Eukaryota; Metazoa; Arthropoda; Insecta; Diptera; Culicidae. The coding region runs from base 47 to 1720 and encodes 557 amino acids. Gene Ontology annotation, molecular function: ubiquitin ligase activator activity; protein binding; anaphase-promoting complex binding. The record is from RefSeq and is a predicted model, not a curated record.
UGCGAGAAAAAUACGGAAACAAGCGAACACCUAUCCAGCGGCAACGAUGGCACAGUUCGGUUACAUGCACGAUGUGAACAAUAUAUUCGUUCUGGACGGUGAAAUUACGAAAGGGCCCGCACCGCGAUGGCAGAAAAAGUUGGACAUUUCGGCCGCCUCCACAAGCUUCAACAGUAGCGCUCUGGCGAAUACCUCUACUCGGCAGAAGCUUUCGAUAUCUUUCGGCGGAAAUGGCAAUGGGCUUAAUCUGAACAAUACUCUGCAGCAGCAGCAGCAACAACAGCAAGCGCCAUCGAGCUCCGGCUUGUCGUUGCGAACUCCCCGCAAGAAAGACGCCAAGAGCGGCGGGGCAUCGCAUAAGCAAACGGACCAGACACCCAGCAAACAUGGACUACCGAUGGGAGGCGAUCGGUUUAUACCGAACCGUGCAACGACCGAUUUCGAUCUCGGAAACUACAUGAUACACCAGGCGGUGUCGGAAAAGAAGGAACGAGAGAAUACCGACCAGGAAGACGGAACGACAACAGCGGGGAAACCAGCAAAGGAUGAUGUGAUGAUGCGCAAACUGUCCGAGGCGCUUCUGGACUGUGAUAUCAACAACCAUCGGGUGCUUUCGUAUCAGACGAAGGCUCCUGGACCUCCGGAGGGCUUCGACAACCAGAUGAAGGUAAUCUAUUCGGUCAAGACCCCGAUGUCGGUAAAAAGUGGAGGUCGUUACAUUCCGAAUGCGCCGGAGCGCAUCCUCGAUGCACCGGAAAUACUGAACGAUUACUACCUGAACCUGAUGGACUGGAGUGGGGACAAUGUGGUAGCGGUAGCCCUCGGUACCUCGGUGUACCUGUGGAAUGCGGCAACCGGCACGAUCGAGAUGCUGUUUCAGAACGAGGGGAACGAUCACACCUGCUCGCUGAGCUGGAUCCACGAGGGUCACAUAUUGGCCGUGGGUACCAAUACGGGCACGGUUGAACUGUGGGAUUGUGAGGCCAUCAAGCGGUUGCGCGUUAUGAAUGGCCACUCGGCCCGUGUCGGUGUACUAGCCUGGAACUCGUUCGUUGUAUGCUCGGGUAGCCGCGAUGGCACGAUCAUUAACCAUGAUGUGCGCACGCGGCAGCACAACAUCGGAGUUCUGCAGCGCCACACACAGGAAGUGUGCGGACUGAAGUGGUCUCCCGAUGGCAAGUAUCUGGCCAGCGGUGGCAACGACAACCUGGUGCAUGUUUGGUCAGCGGCCAACGGUGCACCGCAUGCUACGAGUGAACCGCUGCACGUGUUCAACCAACAUCAAGCAGCCAUCCGCGCGCUCGCCUGGUGUCCAUGGCAAUCGAACGUGCUGGCGAGCGGCGGUGGAACGGCCGAUCGUUGCAUCAAGUUCUGGAACGUUGCUAGUGGCCAACUGCUGAACUCGGUUGACACGAAGUCGCAAGUUUGCGGGUUGCUGUUCUCGAAAACGUACAAGGAGCUCAUCUCGGCCCACGGGUACGUGAAUAAUCAGCUGACGAUCUGGAAAUAUCCCUCGAUGACGAAACAGAUCGAUCUGAUGGGACACACCGGGCGGGUGCUGCAGGUUGCCAUGUCACCCGACGGCAGCACGGUGAUGAGUGCGGGAGCGGAUGAAACGCUGCGUCUGUGGAACUGCUUUACACCUGAUCCGCUGCAGGCAAAGAAGGAAAAACUAAGCGUACGCGAAAAGCCAAGUUUGCUGAAGCAAAGCAUACGAUAACAAAGAGAAGAGAACUAUAGGACUAACAUUCGAGGUUUACCGUCUCUUCCUCGUCAUCGCCAUCAUUGGGUGUUGUACCGAACAACACACAGACUGAACUCUAAA